UCCGGUUGAGGGGCUCUCUCUCUUAACUCUCUCUGUAUCUUUCAGAGAGAGAGUCCGACUCGAUGGUCGUCCAGCGGUUGUGGCUGGCGAUAUGUUUCCUCCGUAGGGGAUGAGGUUCCGACAUCUGUUGCUUAGUUAGAACAGACUGGUCGGCUUUUGGCUUCGGUGGUAGACGUUCUUCUCUGGCGUUCCCACUGGCUCUUGGCUCCGACGUCUCACUUACUUCUCUGGUGAUGACGACGGCUUCUCUCCGGGAUCCUUUUCCGGUCUGGUUCGAUCUCUGACGUCUCGACUUCCGCUGCGCAGUCGCCUGUGUUCCAAUUUCUGAUUGAUUUUUCCUUCUCUUGGGAAAAUCGUUAUUGGAAUCGUGGUUGUCGAUUGAUGAAGCAGAGAUCUUUUGGCAUGGACUUUGACGUCUUUGGUAGCUCCGUUUUUCGGAUCUGUUCUCGGCUUGGACUGAUUUGAUGCGAUCUGGUUAGUCAGGCUCCGGCGUUUUAGCCUUUGUCGGUGUGGCCUCUUAAUUGCUAAAGUCGUCCGACGGUUUCUUCUCAUCUAUGUCCUGCUCCGGUGUGUUCCGGUGGACUGUCGAUGAGCUGCUCCGGUGACGAUUUUCCGGUCGUUGGUGAUGGGUGUCGAUUGUGCUUCCACGUGCCCCUCCAUCUCUCUUCCGUAAGACGCGUGUUGAGGUUGACUCGACCUCCGUUCCUCCUUUGGGCUAUUUUUUGUGGUUGGAUCCUCUUGGGCCUCUUGUGUUUUUCUUGGUUUUCGUGUGGCUAGACCUUUUGGCCUUUUGUGUUGUAUAGCUUGGGCUUUUAGCCUUUAUAAUAUUAUUAGAUGACAAAAAAAAAAAUAUCAUAUCUAGUUGAGCAAUCCCAAAAGGAGUACAUGAAUUUGAAAGUGUUAUUCUCAAUGUUAGGAGCUAAAAGUCUUACAAUAAGCUAACAUGUAUGAACAUAAUAUUUCUGACAAAACAAAAAAUAUUGAAAUACUCAGCUAUAAGCAUCAGAAUGUUUAUUAUUUGGUUUAGGCAAUUGAAUUAACAAAUUAUCUAAAUUUGGUCGGUUUCACAUAUUUAAAUUAAAACACUGCACAUUCUUUACAAACGAUGAUUUUGAGAAUUUUUGUCUGUAGUAAAAAUAAUAAUCAUAAGAAUGCAAUUACUGGGUCUUACUUGCAUUUUGUGAAAUGGUUGGCAGAUUGUGAAGCUCCAUCACUAAAAACUUGGAGAUCUCGCUCUGAAGAUGCAAUAGAAAUAUCAUAAACCAGAAAGUACUUUAGUGAAGAAGUGUUAUUAAACAAAACAAAACAAAAUAAAACAGAAAGCUCUUGUUGAGUUUUAUUAUUAUACGAGUCUCUCUAUAAACAACUGGUGUACAAUAAUAAACAACCAGAGUAACUUACAUUGCUGAAAUUCAAGGGUUUAACUCAACAACCCAUUAAUGGAGUUAUCAAAUAGAUUCAACGUAAUCAAGAUUGAGCUUGAACUAAGUCAGCAAGAACACCUUUUGGGCCGUCCGUGUUUACAAGAAUUCGAGCAAUGCCAAUAAUUUAAAUUUUCUCUCUUUUUAACUAUCCUUAAUAAAAUAAAAAUCACCCAUUUCAGUCACAUAUUAAUCCUAGAGGAUGGAAAUAUGAGAAAAUGGUAGUAGUCUCCAAAAAAUAUCAGUGACAUGGUUGUUGAAUUGCAUUUAAUUCAUUUUUGUCAAUACAUUUUUUGGAAUUAGUUCUCACCAAACAAAAAAAAAUGGUACUAAAAAUUUCAUGAUUACCAUCUCAACAAUUUUUUCGGAAGCAGACAUGACUUGGGCCUUGAGAUCUACGUAGGCCUAAGAUCUAAAUUCUUUGGGUCAACCACAAUUAAAAAACUUAUUUAGUUUGGACAAAACUGUAUUAGACCCUCAAUCAAACACACAUUUAAGAUAAUACAUAUUACAUAACAUGUGUUACAAAAAAAAAAAAACAUAUUACAUAACAUUGCCUUAAGAAAUCAUAUUGGAAACCUUUGCCUUAGUUGGAUUCUGCUUGCAGCUUUGAGCAGGUGUUCAAUUCUGGUAGAACAGAUGCAGAAAUCCAGAUGGGCUAAAGUUAAAUGAGCUUUUAAUGGGCCUUAAUGACGUGUCAAAAUUGGGAGCGUUCAAUUUAGGGCGCUCACUCGAGAAUGUUCCCGCGUUCACCCGAUGACCUCUUCGGUAAAAGUUAAUUAAUGGGAAGUUAACCGCCCUCACAUAAACCGACGCCACGUGUCACGCAACGCCCUCUUUUUCUUCCUCUGGUUGAUUUCCUUUUUGUCCCAUUUGGCCUUUUUGGGUUUCUCAUUCACAAGGCGCGAUUUAGGUCUCACUCGCAUUUCAAACCCUUCUUCUCCGGCGUAAACCUUAGUUUCGUCUACACCGUAUCUAGCUAUGCUUCCGCACUCGUACACCGUCGAUUCACUCUCGCAAUCGCAAGACCUAGCGUCGGCAAUACUCGCAGCUUCGACGCCGUCGAAUAUCUCCGCGGCUUGCUCUUCCGUGGAAUCGUUUCUUCACUCGCAUACGCCUGAUCAGUGCCGCCAUUUCUUCUCCAUCACCUUCCCGAGCUUAAUCUGCAAGAUCUUCGGCUUCGGCGACGCAACCGCUCCAUCUCCGGCGCAGUCGUCUUCCCCGCCGAACGGUUGGAUCGAUGUAAUCUCAGCGGCUAACGACUCAGAUCUAUCGGGAAGAGUCUUCUCUCUCUUAUCCCCUAGUGGAAUACUCAUGAGCUCUAUCUUUGCCGUCGAUAAGCUCUCUCUUGUUAAAUACGUUUUCCCUACCGAACGUUUACCUGAGUACGCUCGGUUCAUGCUAUCAAGCGAGAAAGAUCGAACCGCGUUAUCUAAUUUGUGCCCCUUUCUGAAAGGUAAAAUCGAGGAAGGUGCAUCGUGUGAAGUUCGGGUCAAUGUUUUCGAGUAUUACAUGUUUUGGCUCUCCUAUUAUCCGGUUUGUAGAGGAAACAACGAGAGUUCGUCUAUGAAUAUGAUUCCCAUUCCAAAGAAAAAGAUGUCUAGGUUAGAGAGCUGGACGCGUAUCAAAGGCUUUCCAGGGAGUAGCAAGCGUGAUUCAGAUCAGAAGGUGGAGUGUAAUCUCUACGUGAAGAUUCUUUACUCCUAUCUGAAAGCGUUUGUUCCUGUUUUUUAUUUGAACGCGCACCAGCCUUAUCGUAGCUCUCUUUUGCAAUACGGAAAUGGAUUUGAUGGGUCUUUAAUGGCGAGAGCUGAGUUCUUGGUGAGUCUGUUUGUUCACUAUUGGAUUGUUGAGAAUGACUUUUCACCGUUUCCUGUUGUUACGGCUAAGUCUUUUGGUGUUGCGCCUCCGCCUACUUGUGGGUUGGAAGAAGUUGUGAAGUUGCUUGUCAAGUAUCUGAAUUUGAGCUGGGUUACAAGUGGUGUUGGGAGUGAAAACUACAUUGAGUAUGGCGAGAGUCCACGGUGGAAGACACCGAGUUCAGGAUCAUCAUUCCAUGUCGCUAAUUUGAGCCUCAGGCCGCUCACUUCCUGGAAUACCCAUUUACAGAGGCCUCUUUAUCGGUAUAUAUUGAGGAGUUUCUUGUUCUGCCCCAUUGGGAGUUCUAUUAAGAAUGCAUCUCAGGUGUUCUCUAUAUGGGUUGCGUACCUGGAACCAUGGAUGAUCAGUUUGGAUGAUUUCUCAGAUCUCGAAGCUGCUUUAAAUGGAUCUAUAAAAGAUGCUAAAAAGGAAGAGUCUUAUGAAUCACGUGGUUGUGGAUACACGUCUUUGUGGCAGAGCUAUGUGAUAUCAAAUUAUCUCUACUACAGUUCUCUGGUUAUGCAUUUUAUUGGCUUUGCGCACAAGUUCCUUCACACAGAUCCAGAAACAAUAACUCAGAUGGUUCUGAAGGUGAUGAGUAUAUUGACAUCGUCCAAAGAUCUUUUGGUUCUGAUGAAGAAUAUUGACAAAACCUUUCACUCUAAACAAACUGGACCAGGAAAUUCAACAGUGAACGAGCUCUCUAGAUUUGUUCCUUCUAUCCGUGAGCAGUUGAAGGACUGGGAAGAUGGGCUGUGCGAGAGCAAUGCUGAUGGGUCAUUCUUGCAUGAAAACUGGAACAAGGACCUGAAACUCUUUAAUGAUUGCGAAGAUGGCGGGCAACAACUGCUUCAGCUAUUCAUUCUGCGCGCAGAAGCCGAACUGCAAGCUGUGCCAGAGAAAAACCUCUCGGAAGCCUUAAAAUGCGUAGAUUCACUAAAACAAGUGGUGUCAAACUUCUUUGGCGGGCAUGUCAUAAAACCAAUCGCUUUUUCCUUAGAGAUGGACCAUCCCCAGAAAAACCGCGAUGAGCUCUUCAAGCCACGCGGUGCUAGGAACCAAAUGGCAAGCAGUGUGAAGUACAAAGGAGACUGGAUGACCCGUCCCGUGUCAGAAGACGAGGUUGCAUGGAUGGCUAAGCUACUAAUCAACAUCUCCAUCUGGCUCAACGAACGUCUCGCGCUAGACAAACCUGUGACCAACAAUGACAAGAAGGAGAAUUCAGAGUCGGUGUCGUAUGUAGACGUAUCUGAGGUGGAUGCGAGGAACGUUGCUGGAGCUGGAGAUGCGGGGAGGAUGAUACUGCGAGGGGUGGUGAUAAUGUGUGGUUCGGUGUUGCAGCUGAUGAGAAAAUAUGGUGUUCGAGUCAACCUCCGGGUCAUGGCGUCCAAGAAGUUUCUAACGCUUUUAUUUCUAUAUGUCGUGUUUGUUGUACUCAAAAGGUUUGUCACUAGGAUGAUUUGGUAGAAAGUCCCAAGUAUAGUAUGUAAUGGCCAAUGGGUAUAGCACAUUGAUGACCCUCCUCUUGGAUUUUGUUGUCGCCUUCUUCAGUUAGUUUUGAUAUCAAUAGGUGAACGUAUGAUCCGGCCAAUUGGUGAUACUUAGAUUUAUGAUUGCUCAACCUAAUAUUGAGAAACUUCUCCUUGGUCAUACUUUUCUGAGAUGAUGCGAUUACGCCACUAAUAAGCAAUGUUACGUCUCUAUCAAUCUUGUGUUAUCUUAUAAGUGAUCAUGUGAUGCAGAGUCAGCAAGAUACGAUUACACCUUUCCAGAUUCUUGGUGGUGAAGCUCAAGUUGUUCAGAUGAAAGAGCUUUGAUGUUUUCAUUUUGCGUUUGUAUGCCAUAUCCUCAAUUUAGUUCUUAAAAUCGUUUCUUGGCAGAUAAUGUUAAAAGUCAGAGGAGAGAGUCAUUGCUAAGCCUGGUACUUCCCCCUGAAAAUGACUUGUCUAUUCAGUUUAUUUACUAUUGAUUUGUGUUACUAAUUUGUUUUACGGUAUUGUAGGUUCCAUGUGCUACAUGUCUGGGUCCGUUGAGAUGGAAAAUACAUAUACUCCUGAACAAGAAGUUGGAGUCUUGCAGUGGAUUUUGGGCAAGAGUGUAAGCAGUGUAGUUCUUCGGAAUACGGGGCUAAACGAUGGAUUUGUGGGUAUUGCUGCACCUUAUUUGGCUAGGAUUCUCCUAAUACGGUAUCGUGGAGCAAGUCCUUGGCAGUGGAUAUGAGACCAUUCAUUGCUUCUUUUUACCAGUUUUUCAGCCAAUGUAGGCGUUUCUUCAUUGAUGAGGAGAAGAAAGUCGUUGUUGUUAUUAGUAAAGACGAUGAUAAAACUAGAAACAUAGCUUACAUGAUUAGUGGAGAAGAUGGAUACUUUAUAGAGGUGUAUCUUGGAGAAAUUAGGCACACUUAUUAUUGGCCACUUGUGUGUUCUUAUGUUCCAAGUUCCACCCAUAUAAAUCAUCCUUUUUGUUAACUUGUGUUGAUUAUUUACCGCAACUGUAAUAUUACUUUCUCGAAUGCUUACUUAUAUACUAGUUAGUUAUUAAAAAGCAA
This is a messenger RNA of Brassica rapa (field mustard), 5829 nucleotides long. RefSeq lists its product as uncharacterized. The record is from RefSeq and is a predicted model, not a curated record. Lineage: Eukaryota; Viridiplantae; Streptophyta; Magnoliopsida; Brassicales; Brassicaceae.